Molecule: messenger RNA, 498 nt
Organism: Necator americanus (New World hookworm)
Lineage: Eukaryota; Metazoa; Nematoda; Chromadorea; Rhabditida; Ancylostomatidae
Exons: 1
Coding region: 1-498 (165 amino acids)
Source: RefSeq, a predicted model, not a curated record
AUGUCCGGAAUUGGCGGCCAUAUCGAGUGUUUCGAAAGCCAUAAGGUUCCGGUAAAACUAGGAACUGCUUUCGGAGAAGAAAUUUGCAUGACCAUACAGACCAAACCAGCAAAUUCAAAGCAAUUAGCAAAUUCAAAGCUUCGUGGUGAACAUCAAAAUCCACACAUUCUCGUUGGACUGGACUACUACCACGAUUUAGUUACGGAUCCAGCAAACGGAAUCCGAACACCAUCUGGUUUUCAUAUAGCAAAAACGGUUUUUGGACCCACAAUUUAUGGUCGAGGAAUCAGCAAAGUAAGUGAAACCGCUAACACAGUAUGUCACAGCCUGACAGGAAUUUCAGAAAACACGGAACUCUUACAGAAAAUGUUUGAGUUGGACGGCCUCGGUAUCAUGCCGGAAGAAACCCAGGGAGACGAAAAAGUUCAAAGAUAUUUCGAGGAAUACUCGAAAUUGAUCUCAUUUGAAACAACAUCAUCACAGCUCCCUUUCCGCUGA